Emiliania huxleyi CCMP1516 is the source of this 318-nucleotide messenger RNA. RefSeq lists its product as hypothetical. NCBI's taxonomy places the organism in Eukaryota, Haptophyta, Isochrysidales, Noelaerhabdaceae. The record is from RefSeq and is a predicted model, not a curated record. The transcript is spliced from 4 exons. Bases 1 to 318 code for a protein of 105 amino acids.
AUGUGCUCGGUCGUCCCCGCCGGCGCGGAGCUGCGCCACGUCGAAUUGUUCGGCACCUCGCGACGGGUCGGCGCACUCGUGCGGCUCAACGCGGACCUACGGAGCGACUCCGCCGCGGCUCGGCGCUGCCCAUGGCAGCAACAGACUGCGGGGCGCCGCGAUAUCGCGGCGCCGACGAUUGUGUCGCUCAUUGUCACACCGUCGACACGGCGCCCCGUUUUUAGCAAAAAGCAGAUACCACAUCGCGUGUGGUCGUCGAAAAACCGCAUGUUCGCCCGUCUGGGACCUCUUCGUACGGCUCCAAAAACCGCUCCUUAA